Messenger RNA from Colletotrichum truncatum, 1248 nucleotides. Lineage: Eukaryota; Fungi; Ascomycota; Sordariomycetes; Glomerellales; Glomerellaceae. The record is from RefSeq and is a predicted model, not a curated record.
AUGGCAGGCCCGACCUCGCCGGGCACAGAGGGCCCCACGUUUGCCCCGCCUCAGCUCCCUGCUGGCUGGAUUGCCCAGUGGGAUGGCUCGAGUAAGAAGUACUACUUUGUGCAGCUUUCCACCGGCGUUUCUCAGUGGGAGGUGCCGACCGACGCUGCCCCGACCGGCGCGACUCCUUCUCAGCCUUCCGAUCAUCCUUACGGUGUUCCUCACCCCGAGCUGAUUACCCAUCCCGACGGCAGCCAGACUGUGCGACACGCCGACGGCACUCUCGAGCCUGUGAACCCGCCCAUGCCGCCCGACAACACAAACACGAGAGGGAUAGAUGGUCCAACUGGAGACCGUGGCCUAGGAAGCAUGGCCAUGAACGCGCUCCUCGGUGGCGGCAAGAACUCGGGUCAUGGCUCGUCCUCAGGCAGUCAUGGUAAUUCGUCAAGUCCCCUCGGCGGCCUUGCGAGCCAGUUGAUUAGUGGUAUUGGUGGACACGGUAGCAACCACGGCGGCAGCGGCAGCAGUGGUGGCAAGAGUUCCCUGGGCAAGAUUGGAGGUGCGCUGGCCUCAAGCCUUCUCUCUAGCGGAAGCAAGCCGCAGCAGGGACAACAGGGGCACCAGGGCCAGCAGCAAAACUACCAAGGCGGCCAGUCCUCCAGCCAUCAACAGCAUGGUGGCCUUGCUGGGUCUCUCAUGGGUGGUGUUGCCAAUAUGUUUGGUAGCGGCAAGCAAAGUCAUACUGGUACCAACUUUGGAUAUUCCAACAACGCUUCCGGUGGUGGCGGUUACUCCGGACAGGCUCCGCCCACUUCGUACCAGCCGCCUGGUUCCUCAUCGCACAACCAGCACUCGUCUUCUUCAGCAGGAGCGUCGUCUUACCACUCGCCUGCGCCUAACCAUGGGCAAAAUCACUCGCAAUCCUUCCCGCCGCCGCCGAAUCAGUAUCCUCCGCCGCCGAGUCAGGGCCAGCCGAACCAUAACCCUUCAUACGGGGCGCCGUCCCAACAGUCUUCUAACCAGUCAUACCCACCUCCACCUACCGGUGGCCCUCCUUCGUCAUAUGGCCAACAGCCCAUUUAUGGUGCUCCUCCAAACCAACAACACCAGCAGAACCAGCAACCGCAGUACGGAGGAUACAACCCGGCAACCUAUGGUAGUGGUGCUCCUCAGGGCUCCCAACCAGGAGGCUAUCCCAACCAGCCAUCGUACUCCAGCAACCCUUCGCAGCAAGGGCCGGGCUAUGGCAACCACUACUGA